Molecule: messenger RNA, 2919 nt
Organism: Juglans microcarpa x Juglans regia
Lineage: Eukaryota; Viridiplantae; Streptophyta; Magnoliopsida; Fagales; Juglandaceae
Product: receptor-like protein 6
Exons: 1
Coding region: 1-2919 (972 amino acids)
Molecular function (GO): protein binding
Source: RefSeq, a predicted model, not a curated record
AUGGGUUUAUCGCUUUUCCAGUUCAUGUUAAUGCGUUUGCUUUUAUUUUUCUCGCUGCUCCAUAUACUUGUGCUCGCUUAUGCUUCUCCUUUCAUGGAAAUCCUUUGCCGGGAUGAUGAGAGGGCAGCCUUGCUGCAAUUCAAGGAAAGCUUUCUCAUCAUUAAUCAAUCCAAAUCUCACGAUCCUUCUGCUUAUCCAAAGGUCUCAUCUUGGACACUGGAAGGAGACAAUCGUGAUUGCUGCUUAUGGGAUGGAGUUGAGUGCGAUGAUGACACAGGUCAUGUCAUUGGCCUCGACCUCAGUAGCGGUCGUCUCUUUGGUUCUCUUGCUCCCGACAGCAGCCUUUUCCGCCUUGUUCACCUUCAAAGGCUUAAUCUCGCCUACAAUCACUUUAACUACUCCCAAAUCCCGUCCCAGGUAAGUAAUCUUUCAAGACUCGCGGAUCUCAAUCUCUCUGCUUCUAUGUUUUCGGGUCAAAUUCCAUCACAAAUUUCACAAUUAUCACACUUGUCAUCCCUUGAUCUGUCCGACAACUAUGAUCUCUAUUCUGGAAAACAGCUUUUGAAACUCAAGUCUGGCUUAAUAAGCCUUGUCGGAAAUUUGACUCGCCUACAAUGGCUUCAUUUAAACUAUGUGAACAUAAGCUCUGUGGUGCCUCGUUUCUUGGCAAAUAUGUCAUCUUUAACGUCCAUCCAUCUUCAAUAUUGUGGAUUGCAAGGAAAUAUUCCAGUAGGCAUAUUUAAGCUACCAAAUUUGAAGGUUCUUGAUGUGGCUUACAAUGAAGGUCUCACUGGUUAUUUGUCUGAUCAGUUCACAUGGAGUAGCCCCCUUGAGGUAUUGAACCUCGCAUUCACGAGUUUUUUAGGUGAGAUACCCACUUCAAUAGGAAACCUGGGCUCCCUGAAUACGUUGGAUUUGCGGAGUUGCAACUUUUCGGGGUCCAUUCCCUCUUCACUUGGUAACAUCACAAGCCUCAUUUAUCUUGAGAUUUCAAAUAAUUCUUUCGUGGGUAAGAUCCCAUCAGCAGUUGGAAACCUCAUCCAACUCUCCGUUCUAGAUCUCUCCAUCAAUCAAUUGAUAGGUCGAAUCCCGUUUGGACUUGGAAAUCUAACACAACUGAGUUACCUUUCUCUACGCUACAAUCUACUUACAAGAGAAAUUCCUUUCCCUCUAAUGAAUCUCACAAAGUUAACUUCAUUAGAACUUGGGAACAACAACCUUCAAGGUCGAAUUCCAGAUUCAAUCUUUAAUCUCAAGAAUCUUAAAAACCUUGAUCUUGGUCGGAACAGCUUUAGUGGCAGUGUGGAGUUUGGCAAGUUCGUUAAGCUCAAAUAUUUAACUAUUUUGCGUCUAUCGAAUAAUCAACUAUCCGUACUUAUUGAAGAUGCCAGUGCCAAUGCGAGUCUGCCAAAGUUUCAGUUUUUGGGAUUAUCUUCGUGCAACUUGAACAAGUUUCCAGAUUUCGUAAAAAAUCAGGAUCGAUUGGUGUGUUUAGAUCUGUCCAACAACAACAUCCAUGGCACGGUACCGGAAUGGAUCUGGGACACGAGCAAAUUGAGUCUUCAGGUUCUUUGCCUUUCGAAAAACUUUCUAACAAGCUUGGGUCAACAUCCAGUGCCUCUUCCAUGGACUCGUCUUGUUGGUUUAGACCUCAGGUCUAAUUUGCUUCAAGGGUCACUUCCCAUUCCACCAGCCACCAUUUCUCAUUAUUAUAUGUCAAAGAACUCACUGACUGGAAAUAUUUCGGAAUUGAUUUGCAUUCUCACUUCUAUUCGAGUCCUUGAUUUGGCAAAUAACAAAUUGAGUGGUUCACUUCCUAGAUGUAUGCAAAACUUUGGUGCUUCUUUCGUAGUGAUUGACCUGGAAAGGAACAAGUUUCAAGGAAGCAUUCCACAAACAUGGACACAAGGAACCGAGUUAAGGAUAAUCAAUUUCAGACAGAACAGAUUCCAAGGACAGUUGCCAAGAUCUUUGGCCAAGUGUACGGCGUUGGAGGUUGCUGACUUCAGUAACAACAAAUUGCAUGAUAUUUUUCCCUCUUGGUUGGAAAAUCUUCCAAUUCUAAAGGUUCUCAAUUUGCGCUCAAACAACUUCCACGGUCAGAUAGGAGCAUCAAAAGCUGGCUAUAAGUUUCCCAAAUUGCGAGUCAUUGACCUUUCCCACAAUGGUUUUACUGGGAAACUGCCAUUAGAAACUUUUGGAAAUUGGAAGCAGCAGCCUCGUGAAGUUGCUAAUUCAGAUAUUUUGUCAUAUAUCCAAGUAAACUCAUCUGUCAUACCACAAAGAUAUUUGUGUAAUUCUUGGCUCUAUGAUUAUAAUUACACCAUGACAAUGACAAAUAAGGGAAUCGCUGUCUUUUACGAGAAGGUGCACCAAUUAUUGAAAGCCAUUGAUAUCUCGAGCAACAGAUUUGGUGGAGAAAUUCCAGAAUCCAUUGAAAAUUUAAGGGGGCUUCAUUUGCUCAAUCUUUCUAAUAAUGUUCUCACGGGCCACAUCCCACCAUCAUUAGCAAAUCUUUCAGAGCUUGAAUCAUUAGACCUUUCUGAAAACAACUUCUCUGGGGAGAUCCCACAGCAACUAACACAACUCACCUUCUUGGGAUUUUUCAAUGUUUCGAACAAUCUUCUCACAGGACCUAUACCACAAGGGGACCAGUUUGGUACAUUUGGAAACAAUUCAUAUGAGGGAAAUUCAGGGCUAUGUGGGAGACCUCUCUCAAAGGAUUGUGAGGAUUCUAAUGCUUCGCCAGCACCUCCUUCAUUCUCUGUUGAUCAAACUCAAGAAUCGGAAUCUCCAUUUCAAUUUGGUUGGGAAAUUGUUGCGGUAGGUUAUGCAUUUGGACUAGUUGUUGGAGUGACAAUUGGGCAUAUUGUGCUUACAAGAAAACAUGAUUGGUUCAUGAAGCAGCUGGCAAGAUAA